UUCUGUUAGUCGUCUCUUAUGAGACUAUUCAGUAUAAGUUGCUGAUGAUUUGCUCUGAAUUAAAAAUUUAAAUUAAUUUCAUUUAAAGGAAAACAACAACAAAAUUAAUUUCUUUUGUUUUGUUUUUUUUUUUUUUUUUUUUGGGUGCCUUUUGUUUUAAUUGAUAAAACUAAUCAAACGAAUGCAAUGAAUCCCUGUAAGAUUUGUGCUGCAGAAACUAAAAAUAGUUGUUCCAAUUGCAAACAGAUCUACUACUGUUGCGCGGAACAUCAAAAACAAGACUGGAAAUCACAUAAAACCAAUUGUCGACCAUUUAAGAUUGUAUUUAACGAUCUAUUAGGCCGUCAUUUGAUUACCACACGUAAUAUUAAACCAUUUGAAGUGUUGAUUAAAGAGGCCCCAUUGCUGAGGGGACCUUCACAAGCCACCCCACCGGUUUGUUGUGGUUGCUUGAAUGCCAUUGAGCCAAGCGAUUAUAUAAAUUGUGAACGAUGCGGUUGGCUGUUGUGCGGCAAUGAAUGCAAGCAGAAAUCGGAGCAUAAAUACGAAUGUGAGUUAACCGUUCAGAGAGGUAGAAAAGUGAAUGUACAGGAAUUCACUAAUCCUCAUCCCAUGUAUCAGUGCAUAACCACGGUUCGCGGCUUAAUGUUGCGCGAUAAAGAUUCUGAACUUUGGCAAAAGUUUAUUACCUUAGAAUCGUUAGAAAAUGCAAGACGAGAUUCCAUGCAAUGGAAGGUCGAUUAUGAAACUGUUUGCAAAUUUAUAUUAAAGUUUUUCAAUACUACUUCGUUUACUGAAGACGAGAUAAUGCGAGUAAUUGGUAUUUUACAAAUCAAUGGUCACGAAGUACCCGUUUCUGAUCCGCCUCAUGUCGCAAUCUACUAUAAUGCCUCAUUUCUCGAACAUUCAUGUAUACCUAAUUUAGCGAAAAGCUUCAGCAAAGACGGCCACUUAAUCAUUUGGGCUCCGCGGGCCAUUAAGAAAGGCGAUCAUUUAAGUAUUUGCUAUUCGGAUUCAGUUUGGGGAACCGCCGAUCGACAGCAUCAUCUUAUGCAAACUAAAAUGUUUAAAUGUAAAUGUUCUCGAUGUGAGGACAUUACGGAGUACGGGACCAAAUAUAAUGCUUUACGUUGCGAAAAAAGCGAUUGCGACGGUUUCAUUUUGCCCAAAUCGCUAAACGAUUGGCAUAAGGAGUGGAUUUGCGAUAUUUGUCAGUUACAAGUUGAUAGAGGUUAUGUGAAUAAUAUUUUGGAAAGAGCCGGCAGCGAUCUGAAUGCUAUGGAAAAAACUAAAGAAAAUUGCAUAAAGUAUGUAGAACAUUAUAAGAAAUGGUUACCCGGUCAACAUUAUUAUAUGUGUGAAGUUAAAAUUCAUUUAAUACAACAAAUUGGCAGGGAGCCCAAGGAAUUAAUUACAAUUAGCGAUGAUGAAUUACAAAAGAAAUUAAAAUACGCACGCGAGUUAAUACAAUUGUAUGAGAUUUUGGCACCUUGCGAAGUUCGGAUGUUAGGAACAUUGUGCUUUGAAAUGCACUCGGCAAUGGCAGAGCAAUCACGCCGGAUCACUGCAAAUACUAAUGUAACACCAAAAGAACUCUUAGAAGAGUCUUUAAUGUACGUUGAAAAAUGCGUUAACUACUUGCAAUACGAAUCGGAUAUAUUUGUCGAGGGACAUAUACUUAAACAAGCUAAAAUCAAUAGAGAUGCUCUUAACAUGGUUAUGCGCAUGUAAUUGAGUAAAGACAGAUGGAAAUAAUAAAAGAUAAAAAAACAAAAAAACUAAAGCAAAUUUUGUGUU
Glossina fuscipes is the source of this 1797-nucleotide messenger RNA. It is a transcript of the gene SmydA-1, whose product is annotated as SET domain-containing protein SmydA-8. NCBI's taxonomy places the organism in Eukaryota, Metazoa, Arthropoda, Insecta, Diptera, Glossinidae. The record is from RefSeq and is a predicted model, not a curated record. The coding region runs from base 187 to 1731 and encodes 514 amino acids. Gene Ontology annotation, molecular function: protein binding. The transcript is spliced from 6 exons.